Gastrolobium bilobum is the source of this 1131-nucleotide messenger RNA. RefSeq lists its product as uncharacterized. The transcript is spliced from 2 exons. Lineage: Eukaryota; Viridiplantae; Streptophyta; Magnoliopsida; Fabales; Fabaceae. Bases 246 to 875 code for a protein of 209 amino acids. The record is from RefSeq and is a predicted model, not a curated record.
CUCUCUCUCUCUCUCUCUCUAUAACAUUGUUGCAUUGAUAUAAACUUCCCGGGGAUUUUCAGAGACAAGAGGGAACACCCAUCUCUGGUGUCUUACUCCAUUAUAUAUUCCUCAAUUCCCAGACACACAAGAACCUCAAAUCGCAGAUAGAGAGACAACACAGUUUAAAAAAAAAAAGCAAGGAAUUUUAGUGUAUCUGAGAGACACAGUACGAGGAACAAGAGAAGCUGAUCAUCAUCAUCAUCAUGGCUAUGGGUCCUGAAAGAUCGAAGCCACUGCACAACUUCUCGAUGCCAUGUUUGAAAUGGGGCAACCAAAGAUUCCUGAGGUGCGUCAAAGUAACAACCGAGCCAUCCCCACUCCCACUCGAUCCUCACCAACAUGAACAACCCCACAAGAGGAACAACAACCAAAUCGACCCAUUUCAAAAUUCCAACGACGACAUCGACGCCGUUCGCGAGAAGCUCAUGAUCGAUCUCAGGGUCGCCGCCAACAAGCUCAAAGUUUCCAUCUUUGAGGAAGGGAAUGGGAAUGGGAAUCCAAUGCCCUGGAAUUUGAGGGCCAGAAGAGCUGCGUGCAAGGAACCUCACCAUGAAGAUCAGAGGAACCCAAUUGAUUCUGUCGGUAAAGCUAAGGAGAACAACAAAAACAAGAAGAAGAAGAAGAAGAAAACCAAUGAGAGAGCCAAGUUUUCAGUUUCACUGUCGAAGGAAGAGGUGGAACAAGAUUUCUUGGCUUUGGUUGGGACCAGACCUCCCAGGAGACCUAAGAAGAGGCCUAGGAUUGUGCAGAGGCAAUUGGAUACACUGUUUCCUGGAUUGUGGCUUACUGAGGUCACUGCAGAAUCUUACAAAGUGGAUCAUGUCCCUGAAUGAGGUCAAGUGGAGUGAUAGUUCUUUUUUAUUUUAUUUUUUUAACUCUAUCUCUGUAUUGCAUGCAUCAGUGAAUUUUUAAUUGAAUCUCUAAUUUUUGUGAAUAAUGGUCUCCUGCAGGGGUUGGAAUGAUGCCAUUGCGAUGCUUGCUGACUUCUUACUUACACAGUGGGACAUAAAUAAUGGUAGUUACCAAAUCAACCAUGUAAAUCAUAAACUUCAAUAAUGGAAUUCUGCAUUUGGUUAUCGGAAAUGUAGC